This is a messenger RNA of Pistacia vera, 2198 nucleotides long. RefSeq lists its product as uncharacterized. Lineage: Eukaryota; Viridiplantae; Streptophyta; Magnoliopsida; Sapindales; Anacardiaceae. The transcript has 8 exons. Bases 1 to 2178 code for a protein of 725 amino acids. Gene Ontology annotation, molecular function: protein binding. The record is from RefSeq and is a predicted model, not a curated record.
AUGGAGGAUCCUUCUCAACAUUCCACUGAUUUAGUUAUAAGUAAUGGAAACGAAAUUACUGAGGUGAAGCAAUAUGAGUCCAGUGAACAAACAGCUGAAUCGCGGAGCCUUAAGAAUGAUGGACCUGUGAAUGCGGAAGCGAGCACAAGGGGAGACCAAACCAGUGAGGUGAAGCAAGGUGAUUCAGGUGAACAAACUGCAGAAUUGCGAAGCCGCAAGAAUGAUGAACCUGUUAAUGCAGAAGUGAACGAAACGAGUGAGGAGAAUGAGGAUCAUAUUCGGUACCAGUCAUUAUACAAGGCUGUACAAGAGAAUGAUUGGAAGAGAGUUGAAGAUUUCGUAACCAAAGAUCACCAGGUGUUGACCGCUAAGAUUAAAGUAUAUCGUGAAGAAACAGUUAUUCACAUAAUUACUCUUAAUUUAGACGCCCCCUUUUCACUUCUGGAGAAUAUAGCAUCAAAGGUUGGUCCACAAGCACUAGAAAAUUUGAAAAAUGAAUCGGGCCGGACGCCUAUAUUCCAGGCUGCUACAUAUGGCAAUACAAAAGCUGCAAAAGCCUUUGUGCUUAAGCACAAAGAAUUGCCAAACGUAAAAGACAGCGAGGGUUUACUUCCAAUUCACCAAGCUGCAAUUCGUGGCCACAAGGAAACAAUUCAAUAUUUACUCUCAGUGACAAAAGUGCCCUUAGAUGACACGAACGGUGUCGGGCUGCUUACGAAUCUCAUCAAUUCUGGUCUCUAUGGAAUAGCUUUAGAUUUAUUGAAGCGAUAUCCAAGGUUAGCACGUGAGAGAAACCAGGACAGAGAACGGAUAUUGAACAUACUGGCUAAUAAGCCUUUGGCGUUUGAAAGUGGGAGUCGGCUUGGAUAUUGGAAACGCUUAAUCUAUAAAUUGAUUCUGGUGCAAGAAGAACAAAAUCCUCGCCCUAAAAAUGUGGAUGGAGACAUGGAGAAUCCUGUUGGUGAUAGAUCAAGCAAGUCAGUAACAAGAUUCACAAAUCUGGAAUUUCUUCAACAAAUCUCUUUUGCUUUCGGUGCUUUCCACAAAAAAUUACAUAUAAUUCUCUGGAAAACUCUCAUGCUGAUAGUCCCAGGCAUCAAAAGCAUAAGUGAAACAAAGUUAAUGCAUAUGCAAACACUUAAAAUAGUGAGAACCAUGUGUCAUGAGGGAGUGAUUUGGAGUAACAAAGAAGCUAAGAAGUCACUGCGGGGACCGAUGCUUACAGCCGCAACAUUAGGGAUUUACGAGCUUGUCAAUGAAAUCAUGAAGGCCUAUUUCUAUUCUUUUACUUUCCUUAACGAUGACGAUCAUCAUCAUGAUGUAUUUCGUCUUGCAAUUCUUCAUCGCCAUGAAAAUGUAUUUUGUCUCGUAAAUAAAAGAAAUGUUUUACUUUCGUGGCACCGGGACAUGAAGCAAGUGGCCAACAUGAGUAUAAAAAUUAACAACAUUUUGCAUUUGGCUGGAAAGUUUAUACCUUCUAGUCAAAUCCCAGGUGCUGCAUUGCAAAUGCAGAGAGAACUACAGUGGUUCAAGGCUGUGGAAAGUUGUGUCCAUCCAUCCCUUCAAGAACAGCGAAAUGAGUCCAAUGAAACUCCUAGACAGGUGUUUACCAAAGAACAUGAAAGACUAGUCGAAAAAGGUGAAAAAUGGAUGAAGGAGACUGCUUCAUCAUGCACACUUGUAGCUGCACUUAUAAUCACAGUAGUCUUUGCAGCAGCUUUCACUGUACCAGGCGGCAAUGACAUUGAAGGUAUACCCACUUUCUUGCACAAACCAUCUUUUAUUGUCUUUGUCAUAUCAGAUGCCCUUGCACUCUUUUCUUCCACUGCUUCAUUGCUAAUGUUCUUGGGCAUCCUCACUUCACGUUAUGCUGAAGAAGACUUCCUCGACUCCCUACCAAAGAAAUUAAUUAUUGGUCUUAUCGCGUUGUUCUUCUCAAUUGCAAGUAUGAUGGUAGCAUUUGGUGCAACCAUUUACAUAUUUCUUUCUCAUCCAUGGAAAUGGGUUAUCAUUCCAAUUUCCUUACUUGGAUGUGUCCCAGUGUCCUUGUUUGGUUUGCUGCAAUUUCCUCUUUUGGUUGAAAUAUUCUCAUCCACUUAUGGCCUAGUAUUUUUCAAGCAAGGUAGUAAGGAUGUAAUAAUUAUCCAGGGGAGUUGUACAAUUUAUUUAUUUAGUUAAUUAGGUCAUUUUUUUUUUAU